CAAUACCACCGUAUGUUGUGUCAUGUGUGAUAACAAUUCUGGUUUCAUGGAAUAGUGGACGUAUGGAAGAACGUGGUUAUCAUAUUUCAUCAUUGUUACUUAUUGGUAUCUGUGGUUUUCUUUAUUUGAUCUUAUCUAAAAAUGUGGCAUUAUAUUUCGGUGCAUUUAUGGCUUGUAUUGGUUCAUUAACCCUUAGUUCAUUGAUACUUUCAUGGGCAACAAAUAAUAUUGGGGGUCAAACCAAACGUGCUGUAGUUACGGCCCUAGUUGUUGGCUUUGGUAGUAUUGGUGGUAUACUUAGUGGAUUUAUUUAUGGAAUAGAAAAUGAUUCGCCAUACUAUCAUAAAGGGCAUUGUAUUAUGCUCGGGUUUAUGUGUUGUGCAUUUCUACUUUCACUCGUAUUCAAAUUCUUAUUAAAACGUGAAAAUAGCCGGCGUGAAAAGUUAACACCUGAACAAUUUGCACUAGAAGCUGUUGUUUCAAGAUUUUCAGAUAAGCAUCCUCGAUUUCGUUACAUUACCUGA
Molecule: messenger RNA, 524 nt
Organism: Didymodactylos carnosus
Lineage: Eukaryota; Metazoa; Rotifera; Eurotatoria; Philodinida; Philodinidae
Source: the annotation of a GenBank genome assembly